Messenger RNA from Fonsecaea nubica, 1314 nucleotides. RefSeq lists its product as hypothetical. NCBI's taxonomy places the organism in Eukaryota, Fungi, Ascomycota, Eurotiomycetes, Chaetothyriales, Herpotrichiellaceae. Bases 1 to 1314 code for a protein of 437 amino acids. The record is from RefSeq and is a predicted model, not a curated record. Gene Ontology annotation, molecular function: FAD binding; oxidoreductase activity. Gene Ontology annotation, cellular component: mitochondrion. The transcript is spliced from 3 exons. Gene Ontology annotation, biological process: ubiquinone biosynthetic process.
AUGACGUCUCCUGAGAAACCGUGGACAAUCAUCGUCGGUGCUGGACCAUCUGGCCUGCUUCUGGGUCUGAUGCUGGCGAAGAAAGGGGUCACUGUCCAUAUCCUGGAGGCCGCUGGUGAAUUGGAUGACUCUCCUCGCGCAGCGUAUUAUGGUCCUCCGGCCGCGUAUGAGUUACGCCGUGCUGGAGUCAUUGAUGACAUUCGAAAGGAAGGGUUUGAUCCGGUAAAGACAUGUUGGAGAAAACUCGACGGCACUUAUCUUGCUGGGUUCGACAACACCCUCAUGCAUGACGACCCAGAUCGUCUGGCGUGUCUGCCAUUGGCGCAACUCGAUCGAUUGCUGUACAGACACGCCAUUCAGCAGCCCAGUCUGAAAGUGUUCUUCAACCACAAAGUGAUGGAUGUUGGUCAGGACGAUGACAAGGCAUGGGUGGAUGUUGAGACUCCCGAGGGCCCAAAACGUCUUGAGGCAACUUACAUCGUAGGUUGCGAUGGUGCAUCGAGCACAGUCAGAAGAAAGCUGUACGGUGCAAAGGAUUUCCCUGGUUACACCUGGGACAAACAGAUCGUGGCGACGAAUGUGGCGUACCCUUUCGAGAAAUUUGGAUACGACGAUGCCAAUUUCUUUAUUCAUCCAGAGCACUGGCAUAUGGUCGCCCGUCUCACCAAAAAUGCAGACGGCAGCGGCUGGUGGCGUGUCAGCUACGGAGAGAUCUCUGGACUCACUCGAGAAGAACUGAUUGCACGGCAACCCAUGAAAUACGAAGCCAUGUUGCCCGGUCAUCCCAAGCCAGGAGAGUAUGACCUUGCGGCGAUCAGCCCGUACAAGAUCCAUCAGCGCUUGGUGGAGAAGAUGCGAGUUGGCAGGUUUAUGCUCGCUGCAGAUGCUGCACACAUCUGCAACCCUUUUGGUGGUCUCGGGCUCACCGGCGGUCUUGUGGAUAUCGGUGGCUUAUAUGACUGCCUGAUUGGCGUUUAUGAGGGUAAAGCGGAUGAAAGUAUACUUGAUAAGUAUUCCGAGAUGCGGCGGCAGAGAUAUCAGACAGUUACGGAUCCCAUCUCCACGGACAACAUCAAACGACUGUAUGAUCAAGACCCGGACAAAGCACUCGAGAAUGAUUCGUUUUUGAAGAUGCUCAAGGAUAUCGAAGGCGAUGUGGAAGCCCAGCGAGAGUUUAUGCGGUCGCCUAUGGCGCUUCGAUACGACUUUACUCAACAUUAUAACACCGCGAAGAACGGAAGUCAAGCAGGGGAAGUCAAGAAUGGAGCUGUGACGUCGCAAGUAGAGCAGGUGGCUGUGGCGGGAACAGAUUGA